CUACUUCCUCUGGUGGACUGCAGCGCCGCCAUCACCCAGGAUGUCUCUCGUAGCAACGGACACGACCACGAAGAGGUCGCCGUGGCAACGAGGCCUCACAUCUACUACUGUCGCUCGCCCAACAUGGAGGACUUCACCUGCUGGUGGCAUCCGCUGGACAACCUGACGGACGGCGAGAACAUCACCUACCUCCUCACCUACUCCAGAGAUAAAGGGCCCAAACACGAAUGCCCCGACUACAUGACCGCCGGCCCCAACAGCUGUCACUUCGACAGCAGCCACACGUCCAUAUGGAACAUCUACUGCAUGAAUGUGACCGCCAUCACCACCCACAAGAACUACACCUCCCAGGAGCACUGCCUGGACGUGGCAGAGAUAGUUCAGACUGAAGCUCCGGUCAACCUGACCUACGUGCUGGCAGGUGCUGGUGGAGAUGAGCUGGGCCACAGGGUGCUGCUGUCCUGGAAGUACCCGGUGCCGUCGGACCUGCAGUACGGCUGGAUCACGCUGGUGUACGAGCUGCAGUACAGACGACUUACAGAGCCCGACAACUGGAAGGUGAUGCACCCUCUGCGGGAGCCUCACUUGGAGCUGCUUGGCCUACCCGUCGGUGACUAUAUGGUGCGAGUUCGCUGUCGCUCACACAACUACGGCUUGUGGAGCAAGUGGAGCGCCGCACUGACAAUGAGCGUCCCCGCCAGACCCGCGGCAGGUAAACAGCUGCUGGUGGUUCUGCUGACGGGUGUCGGUGUCGUGGCUGUGCUGGUUGUCGCUGUCGGUGUUAUCCCACAGAGCAGAAGAAUAAAGGAGUACUUCCUGCCACCUAUUCCCAAGCCACGGAUUAUUGGCAUUGACCCGCUCCUCCUGAAGAAGGGGAACUGGGAUGAAAUCAACUGUCACUUCAGUACCUUCCACAGCUACAGACCUCCGAGCUACACUGAGGAAGUGUGGGACCAGGUCAGCGCUGACGAUGUCUGUUUCACCACACCGCAGGACUGCAGUGUUCUGUCCAACCCCACAGACACAGAGAAGGAUCCCCUCGUGGUGCCAUGUGACCUCAUGCCUGUUAAUAAUCAACAAAACGCAGCCUCGUGUGUGCAGAGUCUGGCACCCUACUGCUCCUCGCCUCCCGAAGCCUUCACCCCAUCUCUGGAUGCGUCUUCUCCGAGGCUGGAGAUUAUGUCGCUGCCGGGGACAGACUACAGCAUGAUGGGACAUCCUGGCCUUCCCAGCCCUGCUCCUGACACUUCCACUGUCACUGCCAGCCGGUCACCACAGGAUUCCUACACUUGCGUCCAAUUCAUGAACGACAGCGGCACGGUGCACCUGGUGCCAUGCCUGCCGCCAGCAUACUGCUGCGAGUUCCUGCCUUUCUCGAGCUUCAGUUUAGCCGCACACAAACGGGAGAAAGAAAAGAAGGAUGUUGACCACCAAGCAAGAAAGAGUUUGAUGACUGGGCCAAAAGAUGUGGCUGAAGCUGAGAGGAGCGGAGCUGCCGUCCCUGUGCUGCCUGUGUCUGUUGACAACAGUGGCUGAACUGUGGAGCCUGUUUUCAUGCUCACAGUGAGAUUCUGCUGUCACCUGUGUUCUGUUCCAGCACCUGGUGACCUGAAGGACCUCAGCCUCAUCACAAUGAAGCAAAUCAACAGACAGACGCAAACACACCAGAACUGGUGCAAUGAGGCCAUGCGUGUAGGUAACCAGCACGUUAGUCUUGGAUCUCAGCUCCUCUCUUUGUGUCUUCUGCUGCCUGCUGUUGUCGAAACUGCAGGUGGCAAGAUUUUAAUGUCAGCAUCCUCAUAAGUUAAGUUACCUUAAAACCUUUUAAAUUUGGAAGUGAAGUUCUGCAAACAACCACUUCAUGAUGUCUCACACUGGAAACAAAGUAACUUAAUGUUAAUGCCACAUCAGCACACGCUGCUCCUCCCCAAAACGCAGCUGGUUUUCUCAGGAAAUAGAAAAAAGUGCAGUGUUGAUAUGGAAGAUUCUGGUUGUUUCAGGUCUGGAGAAGAGAGAUGAGCCGUCAGUUUGAUUUAGUGUUCUCUGCUGGUGUGUUUACAAAGUGUUAACCUCAUAGUUACACAAGACAAUAAGCUUAACGUCCACACAAAUACCUUGAGUGCUCCUGCUGUUUUUAAUUAUAGAAACAAUGACUGGCUUAUGUCUAGUUGUCUUGGCGAACAGUGACGUACAUGAAUAUGUCUCACUCUACGUCUGUCUCACCCUCCGGUGUUUUGAAUGUAACUGCAGCAGUCUGGGCAGAUUUAUUGUGCUGCAUGUUUUCAGUGCAUACUCCAGUAUUUUGAUGCUCUUUAUUCCAAAAACACAACGUGUUUAAAACUAACAAUUAUUAACAAAAACAAAACCAGCUAAAACUCCCUCAGGAAGACACUCGCUGUGAAUGUGAAUGCAGAAAAUCUGUGGAUUUCUUUUCACCACUCUCAAGAGGUUUAAUAAACUUCUCUCCCACUCUUACAUGAUUAUUACAUGUAUAUUACUGUAUAUAUGAAUCUGUGUUGUUGUCUGAACUCUCCAAACACUAUGAAAAGAUGUAUUUUUAGAGACACUGACUAGUCACAGGUAGUGUUUUGUUUUUCUAAAAUGAAUGUAAUACAGACCAGUUUUUAUUUCACCAUUCAAGUAUGUUUUUAAAGUAUUAGCAUCUGCUCCACCUGUGCCAGUGUCUCUGAGGCACUGCUGAAGGUGGAAGAAAACUGGGAUGGGUCCCAGAGUAGUCUGAUAAUUCGUAGCAUUAACAUAUUUGAGUGUCACUGUACUCU
This is a messenger RNA of Monopterus albus (swamp eel), 2780 nucleotides long. It is a transcript of the gene crfa4, whose product is annotated as cytokine receptor family, class I receptor 4. The annotation marks the transcript as partial. NCBI's taxonomy places the organism in Eukaryota, Metazoa, Chordata, Actinopteri, Synbranchiformes, Synbranchidae. Gene Ontology annotation, molecular function: protein binding; cytokine receptor activity. The transcript has 8 exons. Gene Ontology annotation, biological process: cytokine-mediated signaling pathway. Gene Ontology annotation, cellular component: external side of plasma membrane. The record is from RefSeq and is a predicted model, not a curated record.